AGUAUUUAAAUUUAGAAUUAAUUAAAAUAAUUAGUCAAGUUGUGUUGGUUCCUUCUUCCAUUGCUUGCGUGAGAAAAAGGAGUGUUGGCCCUCUCUAUUGUUGCUUAGUCAAGUUCUUUAAUUUCAACAUAUCAUUCCCUCACUUUCACUUUCUGUUUCAAUUCCUGUUUCAGAUCUAAAACCCCAUUCCAACAUUCCAUGUUUUUCAGUUUCAUAUAUGUUAUAACACCAUAGUUCAACCGAACACAAACAACAACCUUAUUCUUGUCGGAACAAUUAAAAAACUAGUCUUUCUCCAAAUUAAAGAGAUGAUGUUCCAGGAAAACGGGAAUGGUGAAAUGGGUUUAUCUGGAAUCCCCUUGGGAGCAAAGAACAAGUACUUGAGGAUGAAUUCCCAGGUUCCUGAUGAUAACGAUGAUGCUUUGCACCAACAACAAUUGGAAGAUAAGAGGAACAGUACUAGGAAAUAUGUUAUCGCAUGUGCCAUCUUUGCUUCUCUCAACAAUGUUCUUCUGGGUUACGAUGUCGGUGUGAUGAGUGGUGCAGUUAUAUUUAUAAAGGAAGAUCUAAAUAUAACUGAGGUACAGGUAGAGUUUUUGAUUGGUAUUCUUAGCAUUGUUUCUCUAUUGGGUAGUUUGGGUGGUGGAAGAACAUCAGAUAUUAUUGGUAGAAAAUGGACAAUGGCAUUGGCUGCGGUUAUAUUCCAAAUAGGUGGAAUUACAAUGACUUUUGCCCCUUCCUAUCAAGUACUCAUGAUUGGAAGAUUACUAGCUGGAAUUGGAAUAGGGUUUGGAGUUAUGAUCUCGCCUAUAUAUAUUGCUGAGAUAUCACCAAAUCUCACUAGAGGCUCUCUUACUGCUUUUCCAGAGAUUUUUAUUAAUGUAGGAAUUAUGCUUGGUUAUGUAUCCAAUUAUGCGUUUUCUGGUCUUUCCGUGCAUAUAAGUUGGAGAGUAAUGCUUGCUGUUGGAAUUUUGCCUUCGGUGUUUAUUGGUUUUGCUCUUUUCGUUAUUCCCGAGUCGCCAAGGUGGUUGGUAAUGCAGAACCGAAUCGAAGAAGCUAGAUCGGUCCUGUUGAAAACUAACGAAGACGAGAAAGAAGUGGAAGAGAGGCUAGCAGAAAUACAACAGGCUGCUGGUUUUGCCAAUUCUGGUAAAUAUGAGAACAAACCUGUUUGGCGUGAAUUGCUGUUUCCGCCUCCUGCGCUUCGCUGGAUGCUGAUUACAGGUCUUGGAAUUCAGUGUUUUCAACAGAUUUCGGGAAUUGAUGCGACUGUCUAUUACAGUCCAGAAAUUUUCCAAGCAACUGGUAUUGAAGAUAAAAAAAAACUUCUAGCUGCUACGGUUGCUGUAGGUAUAUCAAAGACUGUUUUUAUUUUGGUGGCCAUUGUUCUUAUUGAUAAAGUUGGCAGAAAACCUCUUCUCAUUACAAGCACAAUUGGGAUGACAGUUUGUUUGUUCGGUAUGGGAGCUACUCUUUCAUUUUUUGAAAAAGGGCCGUUAGUGAUUGGAUUGGGUAUUCUUUUUGUUUGUGGAAAUGUUGGAUUCUUUUCUAUUGGACUCGGCCCUGUGUGCUGGGUUUUGACAUCUGAAAUCUUCCCUUUACGUGUGCGUGCUCAAGCAUCCGCUCUUGGAGCUGUGGCUAAUAGGGUCUGCAGUGGCCUUGUUGCCAUGUCUUUCCUAUCUUUAUCCGGGAAAAUUUCUUUCGCUGGAACAUUCUUUCUGUUUUCCGCUAUUUCUUCCCUUGCCAUUGUUUUUGUUUUCACAAUAGUACCUGAAACCAAAGGGAAGUCUUUGGAGCAGAUAGAGAUGAUGUUUCAAAAUGAACAUGAGAGUCAAGUAAAAGAAAUGGAGCUAGGUGAUGUUGAACAACUUGUGCAGAACAAAACUGGUAUAACAAAUUAGUUAAUUAGCCUACACGUAUUUCACUUGUUAUGUCCAAGGCUUUAUGAAUCCUCCACACAUGAUUCUGAUACGGGACAUGAGAAAAAAUGAAGGCAAAUUGCAUUCUUAUUGUAUACUCAAACUUUUACUAGUUGUACAAUUAUUUUGUUUCUUUUAGUUUCAUUUAAGUUCAUAGUAGGAUUAUAUAAGCAUGGAGAUUUUUGUUGGAGAUGAUCCUGUCUCCACCUUUUCUGAUAUUUGGAAACAACUUAUAGUACCAUCAUUAGUAAUUUUACCUAUUGCUCCACGAUGGAUGUAAUUCAUAUGAAAAUUCUUUAAUAAAUCAUAUUCUUUUCAAUUUUAGUAUCUAAA
Vicia villosa (hairy vetch) is the source of this 2252-nucleotide messenger RNA. Its product is annotated as probable polyol transporter 4. Gene Ontology annotation, biological process: transmembrane transport. NCBI's taxonomy places the organism in Eukaryota, Viridiplantae, Streptophyta, Magnoliopsida, Fabales, Fabaceae. Gene Ontology annotation, cellular component: membrane. Gene Ontology annotation, molecular function: myo-inositol:proton symporter activity. The record is from RefSeq and is a predicted model, not a curated record. The transcript has 2 exons. Bases 309 to 1901 code for a protein of 530 amino acids.